Messenger RNA from Heterostelium album PN500, 2310 nucleotides. RefSeq lists its product as uncharacterized. NCBI's taxonomy places the organism in Eukaryota, Evosea, Eumycetozoa, Acytosteliales, Acytosteliaceae. The record is from RefSeq and is a predicted model, not a curated record. Bases 1 to 2310 code for a protein of 769 amino acids. The transcript has 3 exons.
AUGUCAAUGUUAGAUGAUAGUAAUACAGUUUUAUGUGUUACAAAAGUUGGAAGUUUAUUUGAAUUCGAUACGUCAUUUGAAUCUUGUAGUAAAUAUGGUUUUUUCAAUGGUGAUUUAGUUGAAACUACUUCUGGUCAAGGUUUAGUUGUUGGUGUAAGAGAUAAUCAAUUGUGGUUUGAAAUAUUCGAUCACGAUGGAGCGUCCUAUUGGGAUAAUGGAUAUGAUUAUCAUGACCUGGUGAAUGAUGUUAAUGUGAAAUUGAUAUCUUUCAAUAAUAAAGAGGGAGAGCAAGAGGUCGGAGAAGGAGAAGAAACUGAGAGGAAGAAGAACAAGAUGGUUAAAGACAAUAGCUAUUAUCAUUCACAGUUUAGUGAUGGUAGCAACCAUCGUUGUAAUAAUACAACAUGUAGAGAACAACACCAUACCGAUGUCAUUCGAAGAGUUCUCUGUCAGAAGUACUUGUUUCGAUAUAUCAUAAAGUCAUUCGACAUCUUUGCCUAUCGUAAAACGCUGUAUUCUCAGCCGCGCGAUGCCUAUCAUUCACUGAGGAUCUGGCGAUACGACUACCACAAUAUUGUAGAUGCCAAUUGGAUGAUUACCAAUGGUCAUUUCGGUCUGUUGGCAGAUAAGAUAAGAGAUGGCGCCAAUCUUUCCUAUGAACCAUUCGAAGGAGGAGUAAUCAAAUUCUUUAAGAAUAUGCCAUGGGAUAUCUUUAAACAUUUGUUCCCUAGGUAUAGAGAUGAGAUAUUAGGAGAAGAGACAUUAUACGAGACAUUGACCAAAGUAGUUUUUCAAUUCGGUCGUAAAGAUAUCGCAGAAUAUUUGCAAUCGGAAUUUACAUCGUUGUUUGAGAACGACCCAGCACGGGCAAAGGAUGCAUUCAUCCUUGCCGUCUCAAACUACCAAGUUGAAAUGCUUCCUUUUUGUGUUGGAUUGUUAAAGGAUAAAUGCCCUAUCCCAUCCAAUUGUCAAUUUAACCUGGAGAUAGCAAGAUUUUUAGCGUCAAACAAUAUAGAUUUGUUUAUAAACUAUCUUGAAUCCAGUGUUGAAAUGUCUGAAAGUUUCUAUCUGUCAGGUGAUUGUCAAUUGUUCAAGUUGUUAGAAGAUCCUGCAAAUCCCAUUCAGAUUGUAGUCCUUCAAAGGAGUAUUGUCAAUACUCUAAACUCUCUCGAACCAUUGGUCAACUCAACCAUUAGUUUAGAUUUGAUAGUCCAUGACUCAAUGAAUGAAUCAAUUUACAACUAUGGAAACACUCAACAAAUUAAAUGGUCAAACCUCAGUGGUAAUAUUAAUACACCACCAGUAUCAAUUAAGCUUACCAACCACCAUACAACAGAAAUAAUUCAAACAAUCGCUCAGUUCCAUGAUGCCAGAAAUAUUCUUUGGAUUCUGGAGGACCUGGAGGAUUAUGACGGACAUGGAAUUGGAUAUUUGAUAAAGACAUUAGGAAUCACUCCUGUUGUGAGCUCAAGCCUCUAUGACCUCAGUAAAUCAUUGUUUAAACGUGAUCUCUUUGAAUAUGGACAUCUCCUAACACCAGAGAAAGAGAUGAAACUGUCAGAUCCAACAGAUAAGUUCAGGCAAACAUUACCAUCAUUGGAGUCACUGAAAUACAUACAAUCGUUGAAUCCAGAGUUUAUCAAUGUCGCAUUCGAAUCGAUUGACCAGUGGACAAAGGUAGAGUCACUUCAAUUCUUCUUGGACCAUUGUUCAAAGAUCACCAAUAGAAAUACAUACUAUCGAUUCUUACUUCAAUCAUUAUGGGAUUCAAUUGCAUGUGGUCGAUUGGAUCUGGUGAUAUGUUUGUUCCAACACAAACCAAGAACCAAUUGUGGCUUUGAAUUGGAAAUUGCAAUUCAUUAUGAUAGAUGCGAUAUUGCAAAGUUUAUCAUCGAGAGGAUCACUUCAGUUGAAGACUUGCACUGGCAGCCAAGACUAUUUAGAAAAUUACCUUUACAAUUCAAUAUACUCCAAUUUUUUGUUGAAAGUUUUUCAUGUAUUAUUUCAGAGGAAACCCAUGUGACACCAAUGAUGGAUGUAUCCAUUAAGUGUGGACUCAUCAAUUCUUUUUCUUAUCUUUUGGAGAAGUUUCCCUGUGCCUAUUAUAAUAUCCAUGAAUGCCUACGACAUAAUGGAGGUGAAAUAUUGGACUUUAUUAUAAACCAAAUGAACAACAAACAAAGAGUAGAGAAAACAGCUAAAUUUGAAGAUAUUUUCAGUCGAGCAUAUCAUAAAGGAUUCACCGAUAUUAUAUCAGUACUAGAGAAACAUAAUCUUUUAUUAAAACCACAAAGUGAAACCAAAAAAUAA